CGCGCUGCCGCGGGGCCGGCGGGAGGGAGGCGGCGGGAGCGCUGUCCUGUGUUCCAGACGCUCCUUUGGGUGCGUCCCCGCCCGCGUCCUUGACAGGUGCCCCCGCUCCGCGGCUCGGCCCCGGGGAUGGCAGGGGCCCGCGCGCACGGCCCCGGAGCGGCCCCGCGGGGACGACCGCGCGCCACCUGACCCGCCGGCCUCGUCGAGGGCCGUGGGCGCGUCCCCGCGGGCGGGCGGCGGACGUGGGGGAGGGGCGGGAGCGGGGCCGGCGCGGGGAGGCCGCCCUGCGCUCGGCCGCGCGCCGCCAGCGCCCGCCCCGCCUCUCGGCGCCGCCGGGACCAGGUCCGCGAGCGGCGGCGGCGGCGGCGGCGGCGGAGGGACGAUGAGCGGCGCGGCGCGGGCGGGCCCGGCCCGGCUGGCCGCGCUGGCGCUGCUGGCCUGCAGCCUGUGGCCGGCGCGGGCGGACAACGCGAGCCAGGAGUACUACACGGCGCUCAUCAACGUGACGGUGCAGGAGCCGGGCCGCGGCGCCCCGCUCACCUUCCGCAUCGACCGCGGGCGCUACGGGCUCGACUCGCCCAAGGCCGAGGUGCGCGGCCAGGUGCUGGCGCCGCUGCCCCUCCACGGCGUUGCUGAUCAUCUGGGCUGUGAUCCUCAAACCCGGUUCUUGGUCCCUCCUAAUAUCAAACAGUGGAUUGCCUUGCUGCAGAGGGGAAAUUGCACAUUUAAGGAGAAAAUAUCGCGGGCUGCUUUCCACAAUGCAGUUGCUGUAGUCAUCUACAAUAAUAAGUCCAAAGAGGAGCCAGUCACCAUGACUCACCCAGGCACUGGCGAUAUUGUUGCUGUCAUGAUCACAGAACUGCGGGGUAAGGACAUUUUGAGUUACCUGGAGAAGAACAUCUCUGUACAAAUGGCAAUAGCGGUUGGAGCGCGGAUGCCGCCGAAGAGCUUCAGCCGAGGCUCUCUGGUCUUCGUGUCAAUCUCCUUCAUCGUGCUGAUGAUCAUUUCUUCAGCAUGGCUCAUAUUCUACUUCAUCCAGAAGAUCAGAUACACAAAUGCGCGCGACAGGAACCAGCGUCGUCUUGGAGAUGCAGCCAAGAAAGCCAUCAGCAAAUUGACAACCAGAACAGUGAAGAAGGGUGAUAAGGAAACAGACCCAGACUUCGAUCACUGUGCCGUCUGCAUAGAGAGCUACAAGCAGAACGAUGUUGUCCGGGUUCUCCCCUGCAAGCAUGUUUUCCACAAGUCCUGCGUGGAUCCCUGGCUUAGUGAACACUGUACCUGUCCUAUGUGCAAACUGAACAUUUUGAAGGCCCUGGGAAUUGUGCCAAAUUUGCCCUGCACUGAUAACGUAGCGCUCGACAUGGAAAGGCUCACCAGGACCCAGGCGGUGAACCGGAGAUCAGCCCUCGCUGACCUCGCCAACGACAACGCCCUCGGCCUCGAGCCACUUCGCGCGUCGGGGAUCUCACCUCUUCCCCAGGACGGGGAGCUCACGCCGAGGACGGGAGAGAUCAGCAUCGCAGUGACAAAAGAAUGGUUUAUUAUUGCCAGUUUUGGCCUCCUCAGUGCUCUCACACUCUGCUACAUGAUCAUCAGAGCCACAGCUAGCUUGAAUGCUAAUGAGUGGUCACUUCUUUCAGCGCAGCUCUCUGUCCCCUCGGAGCCUGGUGUACGAAAGUGAAUUCUCCACACUCGAGCCUUCCUUGGACAUGUAUGAUGAGAACAAAACCUGAUUUUUUACAAAGGGGCCGUUGGGGGUCACCUCUUCGGUGAUUUGAUUUACGAUCACCUUCCUUGUUUUGUAUUCUUCUGUCAGCGUCUGUUUUGGAAGAAUGGCAGCGCUUUCCAAGCUCAGGUGGGGGCUCAGGGGUAAGUUGCAAAGUUCCCCCCUGGUGAGGCUUUGAGAACAGCCUUGGUUCCCAGGUGACCUGGUGGCAGCCAAACCCCGCCCAAAGCUGGCCACUGACCAUGGCCCCGACAAGCCUGGCUGUUUGCAGAGGAGGCAGCCCAGGGUUCAUGGUGCAUCGUGAACAUGUGUCUGAAGAGCCACGUGCUGUCUGUGCCGGGCGAUGCUGGCAUUUUUAAAUACCUUUGUGCUCCUCACUUAGGAUGCGUACUAACCCCCACAGGCGCGCUUCUUGCCGACGUGGGCACGAGUUGCUGCUGCAUGGCCCACUCUGUAUUUUCCUGUCUCUUAAUCUACUUCCUGUUAAAAGGCCUCUUUCUGAAGGUUCCUGAGAGAAAGCCUCGCCUUUUGUCCCUCCUCUGAGACUGACCACCCAGAGCGUCGCCACGGGCUGCUGGCAGGCUGUGCCGGACAGGCAUCGUCCCCACGGUCACAGAGCGUGACAGAAGGUGUCACACGCUUCUGUGACCACCGAACACUGAAGGCUCUGUCCCUGAGGCCUGUGACUUAUUUGCUUGGCAGCCACUGAGGCACGUGGGGAGGUGGCACCCGGGAGGCCAGCCUGGCAAUCAUCCCAGCGUGACAGCCAGUGGGUGUCAAAUCGGAAGGGUUCUGCGUGCUUUUUUCUAGAAGAUCGGAUCACCCCCUCGCCGGCCGACACCGGACGAGCACCUCGCUUCAGGCUUCACCGGUCCAGCCCAGUGCUCUCCGCCAGCCUCGGGUGGGAUGAGGAAGGCGCGGGAGCUUACAGAAGGCGUGGUGGCCCGCGCAGCGCAGAUCUGGGACACGUGCCCCGACUCACCUGGGAUGACAUCAAGUUAACCUCCCAAGAAACAUGCAUUUUAAGAGUAAUCCCAACACGGAAUCACGAUGAGCAAAUUUACGAAACAAAUCUAGACAUCCUUGUUGCUCAAGGACGCACCCUAGUCCAGCUGUUUCUCCUGGUGACACCGCGGAGUGUCAGAGCCCGCCUGUCUGUUCAUGAGGACGGACCUUCAGUCUCCGGACGCCAAGAGUUGGACCAGCAGCAAACCGCACGCGUCCCCAAGCCGCCCUUCUCACGGACCCGCCGGACAGGAGUGUGAGGGGACCCUCGCCCUUCCCCACGGCCCCGGCUUCUCUUUCACAGCCUCUCUGCUUGCGAUGUGUUGCUAAGAUGCCUCGGACACAGUUAGGCCCGGAGCAAAGCCCGCACAGAACCGGGCGGAGCAGCCUGAGGCUCCCCGUCUCGGCAGGUUUGGGGUUUCAUUGCUCCAGGUUGGAACAGUGCAGAGUUUUAAGGUCUCGGCAGGUUUUUCUUUUUCCCUUUAGCCAAGGGCUUUUGUUCGUUUCCUAGUUAUAGUCACUGCACUGUACAAAUAUUUCUUAUAAAAAACAGCUUCAAGCAGCCCCGUUCAUGGACAGGUUGGCCACCGGCUUGGCGAGAGAACGGGGUCCGGGCGCCUGGGCACCGUCUGGCCUGCCUCAGGGUUUGGUUCGGCUCCUCCCACGGGGAAGGGGCCACUCUCACCAUGGGCACCACACCGGCUUUUCUGAACCAGAACUCAGAUCCCAGCGCAGCAUUUUCUUCCGACCUGCGCGGUCUCACAAAAGCAGUUACUUUCAAUUAAAUUACUUGGGAAGAAAUGUAAAAUUCAGGCCCCUAAAAGUCCAUUUCUUGAUGUC
This is a messenger RNA of Myotis daubentonii (Daubenton's bat), 3574 nucleotides long. It is a transcript of the gene RNF130, whose product is annotated as ring finger protein 130. The record is from RefSeq and is a predicted model, not a curated record. The transcript has 9 exons. Lineage: Eukaryota; Metazoa; Chordata; Mammalia; Chiroptera; Vespertilionidae. Gene Ontology annotation, biological process: ubiquitin-dependent protein catabolic process; positive regulation of DNA-templated transcription; protein ubiquitination. The coding region runs from base 383 to 1684 and encodes 433 amino acids. Gene Ontology annotation, molecular function: ubiquitin protein ligase activity. Gene Ontology annotation, cellular component: nucleus.